Capsicum annuum is the source of this 1182-nucleotide messenger RNA. Its product is annotated as protein PALE CRESS, chloroplastic-like. The transcript is spliced from 6 exons. NCBI's taxonomy places the organism in Eukaryota, Viridiplantae, Streptophyta, Magnoliopsida, Solanales, Solanaceae. Gene Ontology annotation, cellular component: chloroplast; etioplast; chromoplast. Bases 1 to 753 code for a protein of 250 amino acids. The record is from RefSeq and is a predicted model, not a curated record. Gene Ontology annotation, biological process: chloroplast mRNA processing; chloroplast organization; leaf development.
AUGAUUAUAGAAUGGCAAGCACAACAAAGGGAAAGGACUAAGGAAUUUUAUAGACAAUGUCAACAAGAGGAAGAAGAGAAAAAGAUAGACGAAUAUCGUGAAAUUGGAUUGCGCUUGAAAGAUUAUCCAGAAGAAGAGCUUCUAAUGGCCAAGAAAUUGGUUGCCAGCUUCAUUAGAUCGGCUGAAGAAGUGGAAGAGAAAAUUAUGGAAGCUGCAGAAAAAGGUGAACUCGACGAACUUGUUCUAUUGAUCAUAUGGAGUCUGCUUGAUCUUGCUCGGCGCGAUGAUGAGAAGGAUGCAGUUCGAAGUCUUGAUCUCUUGUACAGGCGAGUUGAGACAGAAAUUUUGAAGCGCGAAGCAACUCCUGCCAUGAGACUACUGAAUGAUCUUCUGAAUAUGCAUGAUGGUGGACUAGACAAUGAAGGAUGGGUUAAGGCAUGUAAAAAACGUAUGGUUGAUACAUUUCCUCGAGAGGACCCAUUUAGUAUUCUUGUACCUGCAGGUUUCGACAUGGACACGCAUCAAGGUCCUCUAAGACCAGCUUUGGAAGCUGACGAUCUGCUUUUGAGGGUAGAUUUUGUUAGAGAGGUGGACGAACUGUUAAAGGGGGUGCGAUCUGAACAUAAUGAAUCAUUAGACACACAAGGACUUGAUCCAGAAUCAGUCGCGAGUAGAUUGAAACAACAGGAGAAGCAACGUGCAAUACACCAAGUAGAAAGUCUUUUGGAUCUGGCCAUCAACUUGGAGUGGUAGUUAGGUUGCUGCCUCUUCCCAAUUAAGAAAGUAUUGGUCAAGAGGAAAUCUCAUUAGAGAAAAGAAGUUCACAGAAGGUUCAUCGAUAGAGUAUGCCCAGUUCUUGAGGUUCCAACUAUCAUUUUAGCUACAACUACUCCAUGCCAUGGAAGUUGUAACAUCUCAUUUUAGAUGAUUUUGCGAUGUCUCCUUCCUUCCGCCCUAUGAAAAAACUGUGCUGCUGCUCCCUCCCAGCCGAGAAGAGUGUCUAUUUAUUAGCUGAAGCUUUGUUUAUAAACCGAAUGUUGAUUUCAUGUUGUAGCAAGUUGUCCUUGGUUCAGUCAGUGGGUGGGCAUAUAACUGUUAUGAAUCAGAAAGGCUUUUAAGAUGACCUGGUCGCGACAUUUUGUUUGUUCUGUUUGUUUAUUACGGAGUGAAGGCUCAAAUACA